GCAUCCUUGCGUUUCCCAGGUCCCCCCCCCUCGAGCCAUGCGGUUAUAGCUUGCUUACGGGUUAUAGCGGCAGCACAGCAGACCCUGGACGUCUGGGCUCGGCCACCAUCGGCUGUGGGUCGCGACUCUUGUCUCGGCAGGCAUGGUCGUCCGCGAGAUGCUGUGUAUCGCCGUUACUCUGCUGGGAUGGGCAUCCCAUCUCUCAGUCGCCCUAGCAGGCUCAUUGCUUCGUGGCCUGUCCUGACGCCGCGACGCCGCUCUACCGUGGCUCUGGGAUGCCAUUCCCUUCCACAUCCCUUUCAAGUGCAGAUACUUGUUCAUCCUCCAUCGCGAGUCUUCCCAACCAUCGACACGACGAGAGUCUACCCCUGCUGCAGAUUACAUCACCAACCCCGGUCUGCAACCUAUACCAGAGCCACUCCAGCUCGCACUGCACUGCUUCUGCUCUGUUUCCAAAUAUCAACUCGUCUCGUACCGAAUUCCCCAAGCAACUUGCGCCACUGCUGUAAUUGUCAUUGUCGCUCGCUCGGCCAAGUUCGCCCUCUCGUCAGCAUGACCGAUACCAACUGCUGUUUGGAUACUCCCAUGAGCCCCGUUCUUUCGCCCUCGUCCAUCGACGCCCCCGACUCCUUCGCCAAGGGUGCCGCAUCACUCUCCUCGCCGCCGCUAUCACCAAGGCGCUCCGUCCUGGGUGACGACGACCUGGGCUUUGGCCACGCGCGCCAGCAGUCAUCGCGCAAGUCAACGAACCCGUCUCGGUCGGCCCAGUCGUCGUCACUGGGAUGUCUCGUUGAGCCCGGGUUGCAGGACCGCGUCUUCAAACUAGACGUCUACGACGCAUAUCUGCGCCAUCCUCGACAGCUCUUCAAGAUGGGCAAGGCCGAGCUGCCCAACGCCAAGUUCCAGCGCCUCGCCAGUCGCCCAAAGAGCAGCGGUCGGCUCACCCGGCUCGCUGAGAUUGAGCGGAGAAAGCGAGAAGCCCAAGCGACUCUUCCAGCCGUCGUACCGGCAGUGCCUGUCGCCCUUGCCGCCCCAGCUCUGCCUUCAGUCCCAGCAUCGGUGGCAGUCCUCGGAUCACCACCAGCGCCAGUACCAGCGCUUAUAUUGGCAUCGACAGUGAGCGAGUACCCCUCGGCUCCGAAUACCCCCAAAGCUGUGGAUGCACCUGCGGUCGACUCCGAGAAGAAGAUCCGUACGUAUUUGACCAAAGGCAAGGCCAAGGCGCAGAAGGGCCACAAGCAGAUUGCCGAAAUCGUCUCCGACCUGGUGAACAGCGACUGCCCGUUGUUCAACAUGGACGACUUUGCAAAUACCUCUGGAGCACCUGUCGUCUACUACAAAGCCACCACCGCAACUCCAUUCGAGAUCGAGAUCAACGCCGAGGGCUACGACCAACUGACAUUCGAGGAAAUCCGCACCUGCGAAGCGCUGCGGAUCCAGCCGCCGAUGUAUUUCCACAUCAAGCGCACCAUGCUCACCGCCGUCCACACCAUCGGCCCGUUCCGCAAGCGCGACGCUCAGGACUGGUUCCGAAUCGACGUCAACAAGACCAACAAGCUCUAUGACUGGUUCCAGGCUCUUGGAUGGAUCCCGCAGUGGUCCUUUGAUGAGCGCCGGGGCCGUCGGACGACCUGAAUGCUGGCGGCCGGCCUCCCAGCUACUUGGAGGGGUCGCGACGAUGUGAUAUCAAGGGCAUUGUCGUCCCCGAACACCGCUGUCUCCGAGUGUCUCUCCUUUUCUACAGUGUCGUUGUGUCCAGCUCUGAAUACAGCUUGUUCGGAACGAAACGAGGCAGAGUGCCUCCGAGUGUCUCUCUCAGCGAUCUGUCGCUCCGAUGGCCAGGCCACAGGAUUGUCCUCCAAUCUUUUGACGGCGAUCCAGUGGUUUGGCUGAGCACUUCUAGCCGAUGUCCUGUGGAGAUGGUCGGCAGGCAGUGAUG
Molecule: messenger RNA, 1939 nt
Organism: Polychytrium aggregatum
Lineage: Eukaryota; Fungi; Chytridiomycota; Chytridiomycetes; Polychytriales
Exons: 3
Molecular function (GO): protein binding
Source: RefSeq, a predicted model, not a curated record